AUGGGAGACCUCAAAGACGGCGAUGCAACUGAAAUAUGGAAUAUGUCGGAACAGAACUGCUAUGUGGGCUUGACACAUGAUUUCCUCAACAUCCAAGAGGCGAUAGACAAGGUCCGCAGCCCCAUGGCCGGGGCAAUCGUCUUAUUCGCAGGAACCACAAGAGAUAACUUUGCCGGAAAGCCGGUUAAGGAGCUUCAGUACACGGCCUACAACAAACUGGCAUUGCGAUCAAUGUUAGCCAUUUGCAAAGACAUCCUCAACAAGCACGGACUCAAGGGAAUCUCCAUGAUUCACCGUCUAGGCACUGUACCCAUAGGCGAAGAGAGCAUCCUCAUCGCCGUCUCAUCGCCACACAGAAAAGCUGCAUGGCUGGCAGGAGAAGAGGCCCUAGAAGCAUGCAAGUCAAGGGUAGAGGUAUGGAAGAGGGAAGAAUUUGAAGGUGAAGAGGGCGUCUGGAGGGCAAACCGAGAUGGCGCCAUGGGACACAAGGUGGAAUCAUAA
Trichoderma gamsii is the source of this 501-nucleotide messenger RNA. RefSeq names its product molybdopterin synthase catalytic subunit. The record is from RefSeq and is a predicted model, not a curated record. Gene Ontology annotation, biological process: Mo-molybdopterin cofactor biosynthetic process. Gene Ontology annotation, cellular component: cytosol. Bases 1 to 501 code for a protein of 166 amino acids. NCBI's taxonomy places the organism in Eukaryota, Fungi, Ascomycota, Sordariomycetes, Hypocreales, Hypocreaceae. Gene Ontology annotation, molecular function: molybdopterin synthase activity. The transcript has 2 exons.